Messenger RNA from Vitis vinifera (wine grape), 1905 nucleotides. Its product is annotated as 3-ketoacyl CoA thiolase 1, peroxisomal. Gene Ontology annotation, cellular component: peroxisome. Gene Ontology annotation, molecular function: acetyl-CoA C-acyltransferase activity. Lineage: Eukaryota; Viridiplantae; Streptophyta; Magnoliopsida; Vitales; Vitaceae. The record is from RefSeq and is a predicted model, not a curated record. Gene Ontology annotation, biological process: phenylacetate catabolic process; fatty acid beta-oxidation.
UGACUCCAUGUUUGGGCAAUCAGCAGCCCCGAGGAAAAAGUGUCGUGGAAAGCAUGGAGUUUCCCGUAGAAUGAAUUGGAUAAUACUUUCCAAGAAAACAAACAGACGUUUCUCCUGAACGUCUUGGAGGUCUUUCUUUUUUUUUUCAAUGUAAAUCAUUGACUUGGCCGAGGCCGCUCCCUAUAAACGGUGGAACUUGGAGGUCAAGGAAGAUCAACUUAAUUACGGAUAAAAGGAGUAAGGAGUCUCAGAGAAAGCCAGAGCAAAUGGAGAAAGCUAUCAACAGACAGAGAGUUCUUCUCGAACAUCUUCGUCCCUCUUCUUCUUCUCCUUCUCCUUCUCCAAUCAAUGAAUCUUCUCUCUCUGCUUCAAUUUGUUUGGCUGGCAAUAGAGCUACAAAUCCAGUUGAUUCUGGAGAUGACAUUGUGGUGGUGGCUGCCUGUCGUACCGCCAUUUGCAAAGCCAAACGUGGGGGUUUCAAGGAUACCCUUCCCGAUGAUAUACUUGCCCCUGUUCUGAAGGCAUUGAUAGAGAAGACAAAUGUGGACCCAAGUGAGGUAGGGGACAUCGUUGUUGGUACAGUUUUGGCACCAGGUUCACAAAGAGCAAUUGAGUGUAGAAUGGCAGCCUUUUAUGCAGGCUUUCCUGACACUGUACCAAUCAGAACUGUCAAUAGGCAAUGUUCAUCUGGUCUUCAAGCGGUUGUUGAUGUAGUUGCAGCCAUAAGAGCAGGAUUGUAUGACAUUGGAAUUGGGGCUGGAUUAGAAUCCAUGACAACAGAUAACAUUGCUGGAGUUACCACAGUUAACCCAAAAGUAGAUAUUUUUGCACAAGCCCGAGAUUGUCUUCUUCCCAUGGGUCUUACUUCUGAAAAUGUUGCAAAACGUUAUGGGGUGACAAGGCAAGAGCAAGAUCAGGCUGCUGUCGAAUCUCAUAGGCGUGCAGCUGCUGCAAGUGCAGCUGGUAAAUUCAAAGAAGAAAUAAUUCCAGUUUCUACUAAGAUUGUGGAUCCAAAAACUGGAGAGGUGAAGCCUGUUAUAAUUUCUGUGGAUGACGGCAUUCGGCCUGAUACAAAUAUGAAAUCACUAGCAAAGCUGAAGCCUGCAUUUGCAAAGGAUGGGUCCACAACUGCUGGGAAUGCUAGCCAGGUGAGUGAUGGUGCUGGAGGAGCCCUCCUCAUGAAGAGAAGUCUGGCUAUGAAGAGGGGUCUUCCUAUCCUGGGGUUGUUCAGGAGUUAUGCUGCUGUGGGUGUGGAGCCUGGUGUCAUGGGUGUAGGUCCAGCUGUUGCAAUCCCAAUUGCUGCAAAAAAUGCUGGUCUUGAGGUUGCUGACAUUGACCUGUUUGAAAUAAAUGAGGCAUUUGCAUCCCAAUAUGUAUACUGCUGUAAGAAACUGGAUCUUGAUCCUAAAAAGGUCAAUGUUAAUGGAGGUGCUUUGGCUCUUGGGCAUCCCCUGGGUGCUACAGGUGCUCGCUGUGUUUCAACACUGUUGUAUGAGAUGAAGCGCCGUGGCAAGGACUGCCGGUAUGGUGUGAUUUCCAUGUGCAUAGGCUCGGGCAUGGGGGCUGCUGCCGUUUUCGAAAGAGGCGAUUCUACUGAUGAGGUAUGCAAUGCCCAAAUGGAAAAACACAACAAUCUCUUGUCAAUGGAUGCCCAGAAGAAAUUUCGAUUUGGCUAUGAUGUUUCUGAAAACAGAAAUAAACAGUAUUACAAUAGUAUUACAAUUGGACCAGUAUGGAGCUGUCAAACUGGUUGACCCGCUGCAGUUCGAUAGUUAGAGGGUUCUGCAAUGUUUUUAGAUGGUUCUGCAAUUUUUUUAUUUUUAGACAAUGAAAUAAAUUGGGUCCUUUCUGUUUACUAGUGGAUUUUGGAAAUGUCAAUGAUAUGUGAGCUCUUGACUGAUAAAA